Messenger RNA from Lolium rigidum, 3294 nucleotides. RefSeq names its product serine/threonine-protein phosphatase BSL1 homolog. Gene Ontology annotation, biological process: brassinosteroid mediated signaling pathway. The coding region runs from base 1 to 2670 and encodes 889 amino acids. Gene Ontology annotation, molecular function: protein binding; phosphoprotein phosphatase activity. Lineage: Eukaryota; Viridiplantae; Streptophyta; Magnoliopsida; Poales; Poaceae. The record is from RefSeq and is a predicted model, not a curated record. The transcript is spliced from 21 exons.
AUGGGGACGGCGGGGAAGGCCGCGUGGGUCGUGCCGGCGCCGGCGUACCGGGAGGUGGAGGGGUGGGAGGGCGCCGGGGACGACUCGCCGGGCUACCGCUGCGGCCACUCCCUCACCGUCAUCGCGCCCACCAAGGGACACGGCCCGCGCCUCAUCCUCUUCGGCGGCGCCACCGCCAUCGAGGCCGGCGCGUCCUCCGGGCUACCCGGCAUCAGGCUCGCGGGGGUGACCAACACCGUGCACUCCUACGACGUGGACAAGCGGCGGUGGACCAGGUUACAUCCAGCUGGAGAUCCUCCAUCGCCGAGGGCUGCGCAUUCCGCAGCUGCCGUGGGCACGAUGGUCGUUUUCCAGGGUGGGAUUGGGCCUGCGGGACAUUCGACGGACGAUCUCUACGUGCUUGAUCUCACAAACGACAAGUUCAAAUGGCACAGGGUCGUUGUUCAGGGGGCCGGUCCUGGUCCUCGCUACGGUCAUUGCAUGGAUUUGGUAGCGCAGCGUUACCUUGUGUCUGUCUCGGGAAACGAUGGAAAGCGGGUCUUAUCAGAUGCUUGGGCUUUAGACACGGCUCAGAAACCGUAUAAGUGGCAGAAACUUAACCCUGAUGGCGAUAGACCUUCGGCCAGAAUGUAUGGUACUGCCAGUGCACGCUCUGAUGGCAUGCUUUUGCUUUGUGGUGGAAGGGAUGCUUCUGGGACGCCACUCUCUGAUGCUUAUGGACUACUUAUGCAUACAAAUGGUCAGUGGGAGUGGACUCUGGCUCCAGGGAUAUCUCCAUCUCCAAGAUAUCAGCACGCAGCUGUCUUUGUUGGUGCUCGGUUGCAUGUUACUGGAGGUGUCCUUAGAGGAGGGAGAGCUAUUGAAGGGGAGGGCGCGAUUGCAGUUCUGGACACUGCUGCUGGAGUUUGGCUGGAUAGAAAUGGCAUUGUGACUUCUCGCACUUUAAAGUCUACCAAUGAGCACGAUGCUUCUUCGGAUCUACUUCGUCGUUGUCGUCAUGCAGCUGCUUCUGUUGGUUCUCAGAUAUACAUUUAUGGUGGUCUGAGGGGAGAUAUCCUCCUUGACGAUUUUCUUAUUGCUGAGAAUGCACCCUUCCAAUCGGAAACUGAUAGGGUCCCAAGGUCAGAGAAUCAAAAUAGAAACCCUAAUUUUAAUUCUGACUCUCCAUCCUUCCAGCAAUAUACAAAUAACAGUCAUGAGCCAGCCCCUGGUUUCAGCACGGACAAAAAGUCAAUUGACAUGUUGACAGAGGCCUCAGCUGCUGAAGCUGAAGCUGUUAGUGCUGUAUGGCGAGCUGCAAAGGAAGCAUCUGUCGCAUCUUCAGAAGACAGUCUUUCAGAGGGAAUAGGUUCUGAGUCCCCGCUGAGUGAAACUUCACCGAUGAAUGAUGAUUUAGAUGAUGGCCCCAUGCAACCAGAUGUGAAAUUGCAUUCUAGAGCAGUUGUAGUUGCUAAAGAAGCAGUAGGAGAUUUAGGAUGUUUGGUCCGACAGCUUUCACUUGAUCAGUUUGAGAAUGAAAGCAGACGAAUGCAUCCUGCGAACAAUGACCAAUCAAACUCAGCGAAGAAAGCAUUAAAUAGACAAAGGUCUCCGCAAGGUUUGCAUAAGAAGGUCAUUUCUCUCUUACUUAGGCCAAGGAAUUGGAAUGCUCCAGCUGAUAGGGCAUUUUUUCUAGACUCUUAUGAAGUCGGCGAGCUAUGCUAUGCUGCUGAGCAGAUUUUUAUGCAGGAACCAACUGUUCUACAACUAAAAGCACCAGUUAAAGUAUUUGGUGAUCUUCAUGGGCAGUUUGGGGACCUAAUGCGCCUCUUUGAUGAAUAUGGUUAUCCAUCGACUGCUGGUGACAUAACGUAUAUUGAUUAUCUCUUCUUGGGGGACUAUGUUGACCGAGGUCAGCACAGCUUGGAAACAAUAACAUUACUUCUUGCUCUUAAAAUAGAGUACCCUGAACAUGUCCACUUGAUUAGAGGAAAUCAUGAGGCUGCUGACAUCAAUGCUCUUUUCGGCUUCCGCCUUGAAUGCAUUGAGAGAAUGGGUGAAAGUGACGGUAUAUGGGCUUGGACUAGAUUCAACCAACUGUUUAACUAUCUCCCACUGGCUGCCAUGAUAGAGAAGAAAAUAAUUUGCAUGCAUGGUGGCAUCGGGAGAUCAAUAAACAGUGUGGAGCAAAUUGAGAAAAUUGAAAGGCCUAUCACAAUGGAUGUCGGAUCUAUUAUCCUCAUGGACCUUUUAUGGUCUGAUCCUACAGAGAAUGAUAGUGUAGAGGGUUUGAGGCCAAAUGCACGAGGACCUGGCUUAGUAACAUUUGGGCCUGAUCGAGUGACAGAGUUCUGUAAACGAAACAAACUGCAAUUGAUCAUAAGAGCUCAUGAGUGUGUUAUGGAUGGAUUUGAGCGUUUCGCACAUGGACAGUUGAUCACUUUAUUUUCAGCCACUAAUUAUUGUGGCACUGCAAACAAUGCUGGCGCCAUACUUGUGGUGGGAAGGGGACUAGUUAUUGUCCCGAAGUUAAUUCAUCCACUUCCACCACCUAUCAAUUCUCCAGAGUCAUCCCCUGAACGCCACAUGGAUGCCACAUGGAUGCAGGAACUGAACAUACAGCGGCCACCUACACCAACUAGAGGACGGCCGCAUUCUGCCGGUGACAGGAACUCUCUUGCUUACAUAUGAUACAUAGCCAACCCCCUCCAUCUUCUUGACCCUGUAUGUUUGUCGUUAGAUAUUUAUUUGCCAGUCGCAAGGUACAUACAUUAUACAUCGGGACAGCCAGCCAACAGAGCAUCGUGGACUCCCAGUUUUUCAAGACAUUGCCCAGUAGUUAAGUUAAUCAUGACUCCUCAGUGUUCAGUGCAGUCGAUGUGACCUCAGCUCCUCAUUGGGAAGCUACAGACAUAACAGUUCAGAUCAUAACUAGAGUUACAUUGCUUCAUUCUUGAUUGGCUCUCCCAGUAGCUGUGCUCCAUUAUCCGAUGGGGAGAAUGGAAUGUUGUCAGAUAUAAUUACUCGAAAAAGAGGAGUGUGUUGUAGUUCGCUGUUGCGGCUCACCUGUAACUGUAGUGUUGUACAUGGUUAGAUCAUUGUUCAUUGAGAGCAAGGAGGCUUGUAAUGUGUCCCUGUAUACCGUGUUUGUUUGUUGUCACAGUGUAGGUCGCUGCUUGAACAGCGCAGCAGCUAUACAAGUUACAGAGUUUAGGUUGCCUGGGGAAGGACUAUGAGGGUUUCCUCGUGAUGUUUGUAAGUGAAGUGUGUUGUGGUUUAUUAAAUUUCAUUAUAGGCAUGGUUACAAUAAAUUAA